Molecule: messenger RNA, 1518 nt
Organism: Ylistrum balloti
Lineage: Eukaryota; Metazoa; Mollusca; Bivalvia; Pectinida; Pectinidae
Product: prenylcysteine oxidase-like
Exons: 5
Coding region: 1-1518 (505 amino acids)
Biological process (GO): prenylcysteine catabolic process; prenylated protein catabolic process
Molecular function (GO): prenylcysteine oxidase activity
Source: RefSeq, a predicted model, not a curated record
AUGGCGGCCCCCACGACGUUAACGGCAGUCGGCUUCUUUUUGUGCUUGGUCAUUGGAGCAAAUGUGGAAGCGGAAGAAGAAACGAGGCCACCACAUAUCGCAAUUGUUGGUGGUGGUAUAGGAGGGACAUCCACAGCUUACUUCAUGAGAGAACUCUUUGGGAAUGAGGCUGUCAUUGACUUGUAUGAAAAAAAUGCCAUUGGUGGUCGCCUGGCAACUGUAAACAUCAAUGGAAGAGAAUAUGAAGCCGGAGGAUCCAUCAUUCACCCAGAGAAUCUGUACAUGGUCAAUUUCACAAAAAUACUAGGUUUGGAAAAGAGAGAUGAACCAUCUGGUGAAACCUUGGGAAUAUUUGAUGGUGAGGAAAUGAGACUGACCACUAGUCCUUACACUCUAGUCACCCUGUGGAAAAUGUUCUGGCGUUAUGGUAUGGACAUCUACAACCUUCAGAAGUGGGUCAAUAAUGACCUCAUGGCUAAGUUCAAAAGGAUCUAUGAUACCCAGGAGGCUGGCUAUGCUUAUACCAAUGUCCCUGAACUACUCACUUCCAUGGAUCCAUCCUUAGCUAAUUACAUGAAAAAAAAUGUUUUAAUGGUCAUGCGGGAGGAAGGAUUUCAUGAAGCCAUGAUCCAGGAACUUGUGAUGGGAGCCAUGCGUACCAAUUACGGCCAGGGCUUGGAUAUUCCUGGUUUUGUGGGAGCAAUAUCUAUGGCGGGAGUGCAGUCUGGUCUGUGGUCUGUCAAGGGAGGUAAUAAGAAGGUCCCAGAAAAUAUUGUUAAACAUUCUAAAGUUAAUGUAAUUCCUGCAGAAGUUAAAAUGGUAGAAUUUCUGGAAGAUGAACCAUUUCUGUAUGAAGUUUACUAUAAACAAAACGAUAACAAGGAAGCUACUAGUAAACGAUAUGACAUGGUGGUGAUAGCCACGCCACUUUCUGAUGGAAUCACAGACAUUAAAUUUGAGGGAUUUCAGCAAGAUAUUCACAACUUUCCACAACAAUAUCACAAAACAAUAGCUACAUUUGUGCAUGGACAAGUGAACAGUUCCUAUUUUGGCUUUGACAAUGCUAUGGAUAUGCCAAAUGCAGUGUUAACAUGCAAUAUGAAUUUAUUGAUGAAUUCAUUUGGUCAGCAUCUUCCUGUGGAUUAUAGUAGUGCCUCGGACACUGUUCCACCCAUUGAUGGAAACAUUGUCGGUAAAAUUUUCUCUAACAGGGAACUCACACAGGAAGAGAUUCAUCUAUACUUCAAAUCCAUAGAAGAGGUUCAUACAGUUUCUUGGAUGGCUUAUCCAGAAUACAAUUUUAAAAAGACUGAUGAUCUAGCUCCGUUUUUACUGAAUGAGCGAUUGUAUUAUGUAAAUGCUGUAGAAUUAGCAGCUUCAGCCAUGGAAAUGGAAGCUAUAUCUGGGCGAAACGUCGCCUUGUUAGCGUAUAAUCAUUGGUAUGAUAAAUUGGAUAAGAUUGAUGAAAAGUAUCUUGAUCCAUCUCAUGUAUCAAGGUCGGAAUCUGGUGACUUAUAA